GCAAUCAAUCAUCAGUUCACUUCGGUAGCUUCAUAGUUCAAGUUCUUACAUUCAAGUAUCCAACACAACUCAAAACCUUCACAAUGAAAUCCUUCGUUUGCAUUGCUCUCUUCGCUGCCGUCUUCGGCGUUGCAUUGGCUGGUCCAUCUGGUAGUGCCGUUGCUGGUGUACAGGAUGCCGAAGCCGAACAAGGCGUGCAAGGUGCCUACGAAUUGAGCCGUUUCCGUAAGUCCGCUUAUGGUGGUGGUGCCGCUGCCGCACCCAGCAUUCCAGCACCUCCCUGCCCAAAGAACUACCUGUUCAGCUGCCAACCUAAUUUGGCGCCAGUCGCUUGUGCCGCUCCAGCUGCUGCUCCAUCAUACGGCUCAGCCGGUGCCUACUCAGCACCCAUCCCAACUUACGUGGCUCCUCUGCCAGCUGGCUACACUGGUGUGGGCUACAAUCCCAAUCAGUACUAUCAAUAUUGAGGAGGCGCUGUGUGAAUCUUGAAUUGGCCAUGGACUUGCGAUAAAUCGAAUUGGAAGGAGUACAAGUGGAGUUUUAGUCAUUUAGUUGUAUUUAUAAGUCAUUUGAAAUAGUCGAAAAAUUAAUAAAAAAAACAUGAUUUUUUAAUGUAAA
Molecule: messenger RNA, 618 nt
Organism: Zeugodacus cucurbitae (melon fly)
Lineage: Eukaryota; Metazoa; Arthropoda; Insecta; Diptera; Tephritidae
Product: vitelline membrane protein Vm26Aa
Exons: 1
Coding region: 84-467 (127 amino acids)
Source: RefSeq, a predicted model, not a curated record